This is a messenger RNA of Anguilla anguilla (European eel), 1778 nucleotides long. RefSeq names its product olfactory receptor 52E4-like. Gene Ontology annotation, molecular function: G protein-coupled receptor activity; olfactory receptor activity. Bases 700 to 1701 code for a protein of 333 amino acids. The transcript has 2 exons. The record is from RefSeq and is a predicted model, not a curated record. Gene Ontology annotation, cellular component: membrane. NCBI's taxonomy places the organism in Eukaryota, Metazoa, Chordata, Actinopteri, Anguilliformes, Anguillidae. Gene Ontology annotation, biological process: G protein-coupled receptor signaling pathway.
CGGAACCCUGCGUACUGCGUCGUCUGCGUGCGUUUGUCAGACAAGCGGAACUGUCAAUCUGUCACUCAGAACUCUGUGACUGAACUUUAGUGCUAGCUAGUGCUAUCAAAUCGUCUGAUUGCAACCUACUGCGCCUACUAGUCGGUUAGGUUACUUAAUGCUCGGUUUGAAAGGGGUGAUUUGUUUACAUCAGGGCUCCAUUAAAUGAAUGAUAUUUGGUGCUGUAUCUCUUUUUUUCGGGUGUCAAAAUAAAAAAUAAAAAAAAAAAAAAAAAAUAUUUUUUUGGUGUCAAAAGGUCCGGGGCUGGACGAAAAACCUCCGAGGCUUCAGCCCCGGAUGCCCACCCCUAGCGACGCCACUGGUACAUUCACAUCUGCAACCAGGGGCUUUCCCCCCAAUCUAUAAACGAAUCAGACACUCAUAACUAAAGAGAAAUCUGCGUCGGCAGAUCAACCUGAUCGACAGAGUUAGUGUAGUUAAUGAAUUCCCCAGGUUGAUUACCAUGGCAAACAUACAGAAAACCCCAGAGCAAAAUGUAUAAAAGGAGAGUCAAUGUUCCUCUGGUGUAAAAAUGACACCAUGCAGGUUGAACAAACUAGAGGACACCAUUUCCCUCAUUCUCUGAUUAGGUGAUUGUGGGAAAGGAAAACAAGAAAAAAGCAGAGCACAGACACAAAAUCAGAGUUAAAACCAUUAGCAAUGAACUCCACGAAUUCCACCUUCUCUCUAAAUGCAGAUUUAGUGCAUCCCCCAUUUUUUUUCAUCAAUGGUUUGAGUAUGCCCCAUGCCAAAUACUACUAUGUUUUUUUGUGUUUCGUUUUUGUGGUCUCUGUGUUGGGGAACUCCUUUGUCAUGUUUAGUAUAUACAAAGAGCGCAGUUUUCACACCCCAAAGUAUAUGGCUGUUUUUAAUUUGUCUCUAGCUGACUUGGGUGAAAGCACUGCUCUUAUUCCAAAUUUAAUUGCAAUGUUUCUUUUUGAUUCACAAUACAUCUCCUUUGACGCUUGCAUGGCAAACAUGUUUUUUGUGUAUUUUUUUACCUGCUUACAGUCUCUCACUCUUGCCGUUCUGGCCUAUGAUAGAUUGGUGGCAAUAUGCUUGCCACUGAGAUACCAUGCCAUCAUCACAAUGCCAGCAAUGACUGUGAUAUUAACAGUGGUGUGGGCAUAUGAUUCAGUUUUACUGAUUUUAAUGGUGUUGUUGGUUAGUACCAGGUUGUCCUUUUGUAAAUCCAUUGUGGUAAAAAGCUUCUUCUGUGAUCAUGGGCCAACAGCCGCUUUGGCAUGCAAUGACUAUAAUGUUAAUCGCAACUUUGCAAUUGUCGUCAUAGUAUUAUUAUUUUAUGUACCCUUUAUUUUUACGGUACUGUCAUAUGUGUUCAUUGCUCGUGCACUGUUUAAAAUAGCUUCAUGGGAAGGGAGACUUAAAGCCAUGAAGACUUGCUCUGCACACCUAAUUCUGGUGGCUGUGUAUUAUCUUCCAAUACUGUACACCUAUGUUUCUGCAUUAGCUUCUACCAUUCACCCUAACGUCAGGAUCAUGAGUACAUCGUUUGCAAAGGCCAUUAUCCCCAUGAUGAACCCAAUCAUUUAUGUGCUGAGCACAGAAGAAGUUAAGGAAUUCUCAAAAAAACUUUUCAAAAGAAAAACAAGUAACCACAACAGAAAUAUUUUUAAAAAUAAAAAUAAGGGAAUGAAUUGAUAUUCCAGGAACUGUAUUACUGUAACUCUGCAAUCUGUGAAAUCAGAAAUAGAGACAAGAAUUUCUUACCCUCUUUU